AAUAAUAAGUAUAACUCAAAUUAAGUAACUAUCCCGUGUCAGUUUCAGCCCCAUUGCCCACCAUGGCACAAACACUCAUAACAAUUUCUGAAGAAUUUACAGAAUGUACAAUUUGUUUAAAAUCAUGGUACGAAAACGACCCGAAACAAUUGGAGUGUGGUCACACUUUCUGCAGAAAUUGUUUGCAGAGUAUGAUAGCAGCGGUGGGUAAAGAAACUCUGGCUUGUCCGACGUGUAGAUUUCGUUCAAAGGUUUUACCAGGUGGGGUAGACGCUCUUACUUCCAAUAGAACACUUAAGAAUGCCCGAAAGUUGAAAAUUUACGAGGAAGAAGGUACAGAUAGAGUUAGACUAAUUCACGAAGAAGAAGAAGUUGUUUUAAAGCAAAUAGAUUUACAAUUGCAAAAAGUCAAAUUACAGAUUGAAAAUGAAGCUGAGACAUUAAGGUCUAACGUGAGAAGUUUGUUUAAAUCAAGAAUAAUACCAGAUUCUUGCUGGUUUAGACCAGAAAAUUUUGUAUCUAUAGGUAAAGUUAUGAAAGUAAAACCGUUUAAAAAACCACCAAAGAUGACCUCAUUCGUCACUGAAUGUGUUAGAGUACAAGAUAUCUUUGUAGGAAAGAAUGCCAUCUUUGUUUCAAGAAUAGUUAGAAUACACCCUCAGGGUCAGAGUUUAAUUAGUAAAUAUUCCAAGGAUGGACAAUUUAUUAGAGACGUUAUAUGGAUGAACACAGCUAAGACUUGUGUCUGCGAAGAAGACGAUGACCUAUUUGUUUCCGACUAUACCGGAAGUAGAAUUUUGAGGACAUCUAAUGGGCAACCAAGCUUUUCUUUGUGGGUAUCCGUAGAAAAGCCUCUAGCUAUAGCAUCCUCCAACAAAAAAUUAUUUGUCAGUUGCCCUUACGUGGUGUACUGCUUUGAUUCAAGUCAAGCAAUACUUUGGCAUUCCAGAUGUAAUUUUAGAAAUCCUUUCUCUAUUAGUCCCACAGAGAAAUGGCUAUAUCUAAUCGACAAUUGUAACAAACAAGUUGAAUCUCUGGAUAUAAGCAGUGGACUCCCAGGAAGGAGAUUCCAUUCUCAAACACCUCCCUCUAGUAUAUAUUCAACUAGCGAGGGAAUACUAUUGGGAUGUAGCGAUAGAUUAAAAAUUGAACUGUUUUCAGACGAAUGGCAGCAAAUAGAUGAUUUACAUCUUGGUUUUAAACCAUUUUUUAUCAGAUUAUUAGAUAAAGAACAAACAAGAAUAGUUUGCAGCGAAAAUGGAUCGAAUCGCAUUUGGAUUAUCGAAUGUUAGUGAGGAUUGAUGGAGAGAAAGAGAAAAGAAGAUAGAAGAAAGAGAGAGAGAGAGAGAGAGAGAGAGAAAGAAAGA
Messenger RNA from Dimorphilus gyrociliatus, 1367 nucleotides. The record is from the annotation of a GenBank genome assembly. Lineage: Eukaryota; Metazoa; Annelida; Polychaeta; Dinophilidae.